Molecule: messenger RNA, 2637 nt
Organism: Dreissena polymorpha
Lineage: Eukaryota; Metazoa; Mollusca; Bivalvia; Myida; Dreissenidae
Product: RING finger protein 145-like
Exons: 3
Coding region: 212-2125 (637 amino acids)
Biological process (GO): ubiquitin-dependent protein catabolic process
Molecular function (GO): ubiquitin protein ligase activity
Source: RefSeq, a predicted model, not a curated record
AACUUGUAAACAGUUGGUUGUUUCGUUUCGAGCACAAUCUUUAAUACAAGCUUUUUACCUGUUUUGAAUUGACUUGUUUACUGCUGUGUGUGGAUGCUAUACAUUAGUAUAUUUGCAUUUAUUUUUCCGUAACUAUAGGUUGAUAAGGACAAUAUCGUGAUAGUUUUAAACGCCGUUUCUGUUUAUAAUACGGUCUCUCGACGGUUCUUAUAUGAUGGCAGAUAACGCGCGAGAGGAUAUACAACAAGAACCCGAUGUCACAAAUCAAACGAAAGGCUGGAUUGAAAUGUGUGGGGUUAGAUUAGAUAAUGUUUUGGACCGGACACAUGGAAAUCGCAAGGUUAUCAUCGAAGGGAUUUUCAGAAUGCCAUUUGUCUUUAUGCUGUUUGCAUGGACGACGCUAGGGCCAUCCGCGGACAGCCGUCUGCUAGAAAUACCGUGUUUGCUGUGUAGAUACUUAGGAAUGCUAAAAUGGAUGGCACAUGCACAAACAGGAUUUCAAACCAUUCUCCCACUAUACGUAGAUGCUGUUUUAUGUUUUACUUCUGCGUGGCUCUGUCAAGCGAUUUAUUGGACACUUCAAGCCCAAAAUGAGGCGGCGUGCUUUCUAGAUGAACUCGGCAUUGCAUUUUCUGACACGUACCCAAGCCGAAAAAUAACAUUUAUAUCGGCUUUGGUCGUUCGUUCGUUGUACGUACAUCGUGUUGUAAACAAAACAACGGAAGCAUUUUGGUAUAAUAUUACUCUUACAAUUAUAACACUGUUGUCUAUAUCAACAAAGUGGUAUUUGUUUAUGCAACUAGAUUACUGGAGCAUGCAGUACAUUAAUUUUGCGUUCAUGAUUAAUCGCUACGAAGAUUGCUCGAAGUCGGAAAUUAACAGAUUAAAUGCAUUGAAGAAAGCUACCGAUAUUCAAAUGCGAUCUACAACAGACGAAACAGUAAGGCUUGUUUGUUUCGAAAAAAUCGAAGCGUACUCAAUGUUAAUAACGAUGCACACACAACACAAGUUCUCGUGGAAAGCUGUUUCAUAUUUCAGCAACCAGUGCAUUUUCUUUUUUAUCUUCCAGACAGCAAUAGUGGCUUUAGUAGAAAUACAAACUGGAUUUAAUUACAUUGAAAGAAACAUCUACUGCUAUGUCGUAUUAUGUUGUUUCAAUAUAAUUUCGGGCUUUGGCUUGGCUACACUAUUUUCCAAAAUAUUGGAAGAUAUUCUUUGUUUAUUGGCAAGAUUCGUUUUUCAAAGUUCAAACCCCAAUACUAAUACUAUACGCAUCGAAGUCGUCAGCACUAUGAUGAUACUGUACAUAGACAGUAACUUAUUUUUGCUAGAUGUAAAUACAAGACAACAUGUCUUACUUACAAUACUUUUGAUGGCCCUUUCUCAAGUUAUGUUACUCGUCGUUGGUAGUGUCGAAUUGGAGAUUUUAUCAAUUAUAAACGAGGGAGCAAGGAACAAACUGUUCAAAUUAUUCGGAGUUUUGAUUACCACAGCCUUCAUUUUAUCAACGUAUCUGUACAUUUCAUCGAAUGUAGCUAUGAAGUCCGGAAUCGGCGGAUGGACGUUCUUGUUUUUGAGCCGAAACGUCGUUGUUCUUGCUAAAGUGUUUUUCCUUUUCUUGAAGAGUGUAAUUUUGUUUUCAUCUAGAUUCCCAUCUUGUUUUCAAGAACAUUUAGAUAAUAUAUUUUUUAAUAUGCAUGCAAUAUCAAACAUAUCAGUUCUUGUAUGCGUGUGGUUGCACUGUUAUACGCGACUUUUUGCACCAAAUAUGGGCUCAUUUUUCUUAAUUCGGCUUUUUAUACUUACGAUUGAUACUUUAUUAAAAACCAGUAUCGCGUGCUAUGCUGAAUGGAAGAAUUACUUAGUUCGCAACCAGUUACAAGGAUUCAUCAAAACGCUCCCGGAAAUUCAAGAGCACGACGAGAAUGAAGUGUGUUCUGUAUGUUUAACUCCUCUGGGGGUUUCCAAACAACUGCCUUGUGGACAUGCAUUUCAUUAUGACUGUCUUAAAAGGUGGUUUCGCAUUCGAACUGUUUGUCCAUUAUGCAACAUUGAAGUCCAGAUUCCGGAAAUCGACGACAGAAUUGGACAUGCCUUGCGCACAUUUAUUAACAACAAUCAAUAAAUAUGAAAUAAAUGGAAUCGUUAAUCAAUCACAAAUUGACAUAACAUUCUAGAAAUAAAAAAACAACAUUUACAUAGUUUUCAAUAUACUGUUCAAAUAUGCAUUAUUAAAAAUAAGUUAUCUACAAAUUACACAGACGAUCAGAAAUACUGAACGUGCAGUGAAUGUUUGCGUGUGUUUGUUAUGAGCGAUUUAUAUUGCAGAGUAUUUACACGAUACUUAAUGUUUAUAUUCGAUUGGACACUUGUUAUUUAUCAAACGGUAUCUUGUGCAUCGGAACCAUCCAUCUAAUAUUGACCCAGUACUACAAAUCAACUAAUUAUCAUGCUUAAAACUUGUAAUUGCUUAUUAUAUAUAAUUUGUAUGUAUAUGCGAAUCAACAUUUCAUGCGGACAUUAUUGUGAAAGUAUUAGUUACAAUAAUUGCCAUGCUACUGAGUAUAACUGCAAAGUGUAUGCAGUGUUUUGUUGGUUUCUAAUGUUUAUUCAAAUAAACACUAUUUCUGUAACAAC